GCACCAGGGCAGGGCCUGGUCUGGGAUGGACCUUAGGGUCAAGGGUCUGGACUUCUUCCAGUUGGUGAGAGAAACAGUGGAAGGCUCUCAGCAUUUUGGGCUCUGGAUGCAUUUUGGGACUGGAGGGGAGAGUAUAGAGGCAGGGAACCUCCAUCCAGGGCUCUGCAGGGUCCAAGCAGUGGGUGAAAGGUCAAAGUAAGUGGUGGGAAUGGUGAGAGAAAUAUUCAGCAGACUGCAAAGGACUUAACUGUGAGCUUGGCGUGGAGUAUCAGAUAACUCCUAGGUCUUUCUGCUUGUUGAGGUGGGGAAGCAGGUUGGAGGAUCUGUGGAUGGUAGUGCACACGUCCUCGUUGGAGAGAACAGUAAGAGUAGAUGCAGUGCUGGGAAAGCUUAAGGGAGAAGGGGGGAGGUGGGCCACAGCUGCCGUUUAGGGGACCGGAAGAGGAGCCUGAGGAGGAGACACGGAAGCAGCAGCCGGAGAAGCAGUCGGACGAGUCCCGUGCGGUGGCCUCCAGGUCCUCUGCUGCAAAGCGGUGUGGCCGGGGUCGAGGCUGUCCCGACGAUGGGCAACGCGCAGGAGCGGCCGUCGGAGACGAUAGACCGCGAGCGGAAACGCCUGGCUACCGGGACCGCAGCUACGAUCCUCCGUGCCCGGGCCUCUGGACGCCUGAGGCACACGACUCAGGACCUGCAUGGCCCGGGCUACCUAGAGCUGCAGACCACGACGAGACCGGGGGGCCUGAGGGCUGCGAGACGGCACAAUCCGAGAUCCCCGAGGACCCCGAGUGCGAGCCGGAAGCCGAGGCCUCCGAAAGGGCUGAGCCGGAGUUGGAACCCCAAAUGGAUCCGGAACCCGAGAUGGAAGCAGAACCAGAGACCGAAGUGGAGCCGGAGCCCGACCCGGAGCCGAAUUACGAGGAUGAGUAGGAAGAUUCCUGAAGACCAGAGCGUUGACUGGCCUCUCUCCACCCAAACUGGACAGGACCUCAGAUUCUGCUUGGGCUGGACAGAUGCCACAGAGGCUUUGUCCUGCUCACCGCCAUUGGAAGUGAAUAAACCCUGGAGGGUCCACCAGGGCUGGGCUCUCCCCUGGACUCUG
Choloepus didactylus (southern two-toed sloth) is the source of this 1099-nucleotide messenger RNA. It is a transcript of the gene NOL3, whose product is annotated as nucleolar protein 3. Gene Ontology annotation, molecular function: death effector domain binding; cysteine-type endopeptidase inhibitor activity involved in apoptotic process; caspase binding. The record is from RefSeq and is a predicted model, not a curated record. Lineage: Eukaryota; Metazoa; Chordata; Mammalia; Pilosa; Megalonychidae. The transcript has 4 exons. The coding region runs from base 373 to 927 and encodes 184 amino acids. Gene Ontology annotation, cellular component: mitochondrion. Gene Ontology annotation, biological process: negative regulation of extrinsic apoptotic signaling pathway; negative regulation of intrinsic apoptotic signaling pathway; negative regulation of release of cytochrome c from mitochondria.